Molecule: messenger RNA, 3154 nt
Organism: Doryrhamphus excisus (bluestripe pipefish)
Lineage: Eukaryota; Metazoa; Chordata; Actinopteri; Syngnathiformes; Syngnathidae
Product: indian hedgehog B protein-like
Biological process (GO): intein-mediated protein splicing; cell-cell signaling; smoothened signaling pathway
Molecular function (GO): calcium ion binding; patched binding
Source: RefSeq, a predicted model, not a curated record
GUGCAGGCAGACCUAGACGGACCUUUACUUGGUGCCACUGAUGGGAGGAGAUGGGGGGGUUGGAACCUCUUCCAUGAGGGGACACUGCUGCAGGGACACCCUUUCACCGCCGCGGCGCGCCUCCUCGUCUCAGUGAGAGACGGCUUUGAACGCGCCUGCCAAGAUAAACUCACCUCGCCUAUUUAUGCCUCAGCCUCCAAUUUAUGCCCCAACCUCCAAGUGCACUCGGGAAAGGAGGGAGUUGGCGGCGCGCAAGCAGGUUCCCUCUCCGCGCUCACACGCGUGGACACUUUUACGCACCGGGAAUGGCGACUUCGGAGGACUCGGGCAAGAGUCCUUCACUUUUAGCCCCAUUCUGAAGUAGAAAGUGUCAGAGGUCCCAGGUGGAAUGCUGCUCCCAACGCUGAUAACCUUCCUCGCCGCGUGCGCCUUGCUCCUGACGCCGGGCUGCGAGGGCUGCGGGCCGGGUCGAGGCUACGGCAAGAGACGCUCACCCAGGAAGUUGGCACCGCUCGCCUACAAGCAGUUCAGCCCCAACGUGGCGGAGAAGACGCUGGGGGCCAGCGGGAGGUACGAAGGAAAGAUAACGAGGAACUCCGAGCGCUUCAAGGAGCUCACCCCGAACUACAACCCCGACAUCAUCUUUAAGGAUGAGGAGAACACAGGUGCAGACCGCAUGAUGACGCAGCGCUGCAAAGACAAGCUGAACUCUCUGGCCAUCUCCGUGAUGAACCUUUGGCCCGGAGUCCGUCUGCGUGUCACCGAGGGCUGGGACGAGGACGGCCACCACUCUGAGGACUCGCUUCACUACGAAGGUCGGGCGGUGGACAUCACCACCUCGGAUCGGGACAGGAACAAAUACGCCAUGCUGGCUCGACUGGCGGUGGAGGCGGGCUUCGACUGGGUCUACUACGAGUCCAAGGCCCACAUUCAUUGCAGCGUCAAGUCAGACCACUCUGUGGCGGCCAGAUCUGGAGGCUGUUUCCCCGGCGACGCCUUGGUCACCGUGGAAAACGGCCCACCAAAGUUCAUGCGUGACCUACGACCUGGUGAGCGAGUCCUGACCCUAUCUGGCAGCAACAGCGGUGCUGAACUGGCCUACAGCGAGGUCCUGACCUUCCUGGACCGGGACCCGGCGAGCCACAAGUUCUUCUACACAGUGCAGACGGAAGACGGUGCCCGCCUCUCGCUCACCGCCGCGCACUUGCUGUUUGUGUCGCAGGGGAACUGCUCAGAAGCCCACGCCGCCCUGAGGACGGUGUACGCCGCCGCCGCCCGGCCAGGCAUGUGUGUGCUUGUGGCUGGCGUUGGACCAGGGAGGAGGCGUCUUUCGGGGAUCGCUAGGAUCACUGUCACAAAGAAGAGGGGAGCUUUCGCCCCGCUGACGGCGCAGGGAACGCUAGUGGUGGGCGGGGUGGUGACGUCCUGCUAUGCGGUGGUCGACCAGCAUUCCUUGGCUCACUGGGCCUUCUCGCUACUCAGGCUGAUGCACAGCUGGACCGGCACCAGUGGUUACCGUGGCGAUGGGGUCCACUGGUAUGCUGAGCUUUUACACUGGCUGGGGGGGAUUUUGCUGGACUCGGGACAGCUCCACCCACUCGGCAUGACUCCAGCUCUCAGGUGAGGCAAAGAUGAGAAGCCUCUUGGGAGCUCCACCUGCUUUCAGAAUGAAAAACUACAAUUCCAUGAAUGACUUUCAUUUUCCUGGAACACAUGGGGGGGGCCCACUGGUCGUAUAUAAACAUGUCGACUACUUGUACAGUAGCCUCUCAGCUUCUAAAGGGGGGGUGUUCUUGGCCUUUAUUGGUACCGAUACAAAGCUCCAAGCAACGUUAAAUGGCCCCUGGACACAACUCAGGGUUCAUUUCCUGUUGCAACUGGGUGGCGCUGAGACAUACACAGGAAGUGACCUACUGUAUGUAUGGCUUUGAAUGUUUUCUUCAUCCACCAACUAUGAUGAAGAUCUAUCCUUGUGGAAUGAGUUAUUCAUUUUUAAUGGCGAAUUCGCUGAUUCAUCAUCAAAAUGUGUCGCCAUGCCCCACCCACAUCUUACAGAACAGCCUACAAUGGUUCUCGAUAUAACCCGAUCACCCGUCCGUCUCGUAUCUGUCAUUUUCAUUUGUGCUCAUUUGGUCAAAGUGCCAAGGACUAGUUUGUUGAAAUGCAACCACUUGUUUUCGCCCUGCAAUCACCGCCCGAAACCAAAAUGGCCGACUUCUUGUUUAUUUUGGAGUUCUUAGGACAUUUAUGUGCGUCCUGUCAUGAUCGACAUCUCCACCAAAGGUGAUAUGGGUCUGUGAAAAUGGUGGCAGGGUCUAUUUAACAAAAAAAAUGAAAGGAGGCGCUACCCAGUGAGUUUUGGGGGCUCAUGUUUGUGAUAUGCAUUUUUGAGAUUUCAGGCCCUCAAAAAUGCGAUUAAAUCGGUAUAAUAAUAUUAUUUAUUAUAUAUUAUAACAAUAAAUAAAUAACAAUAUAAAUAACAAUAAAUAAACUAAUAAUUUAGUAAAAAAAACAACAAAACUGGGCUUCAAAUGUACAAAUAUAUGACAAAUAAGGGCUGCACGGCGGACGAGUGGUUAGCACGCAGAGACGAGACCCGAGUUCAAUCCCACCCUCGGCCAUCUCUAUGUGGAGUUUGCAUGUUCUCCCAGUGCAUGCGUGGGUUUUCUCCGGGUACUCCGUUUUCCUCCCACAUUCCAAAUAUAUGACAAUAUAAGGGCUGCACGGUGGAAGAGUGGUUAGCACGCAGGCCUCACAGCUAGGUUAUGCCGGAUAAUAACAUACCAUCUAUUACCAAAUUCCCAAUUCAACAAUCCGACAGGAAGCUGAAAUCAAACCAAAACGUGUUCAUCAUUACAAAAAACAACCUUUGAUCAUCCUCCUUAAAAUGGCCUCCACUUUAAUAAUAGGCUUUGUCGCCGUUAAAUAUAUUUUAUCAACUGACAAAUAUCAAAAGUGUGGACACCCCUGCUGUAGAACAAGAGGUCAUUUUCAAAAUGUCUUAAGCAAAAGUGAGCUCUUACUAAAUAAGAUGACUUGCACACUCUUUUUUUUAAUCUUUGUAACAUAAAAAUUAUUUUAUAGCACAAAUUUACAUAUUUAAGCGUUUUUUGCUGAGAGAAUGUAAACAUGAAGUUGUAUUUAUUUUUUUAAA